Messenger RNA from Antrostomus carolinensis (chuck-will's-widow), 1916 nucleotides. RefSeq names its product DDHD domain containing 2 (gene DDHD2). Gene Ontology annotation, cellular component: cytoplasm; COPII-coated ER to Golgi transport vesicle. Gene Ontology annotation, molecular function: glycerophospholipase activity; metal ion binding; protein binding. The record is from RefSeq and is a predicted model, not a curated record. Lineage: Eukaryota; Metazoa; Chordata; Aves; Caprimulgiformes; Caprimulgidae. The annotation marks the transcript as partial. The transcript is spliced from 15 exons.
GGAAAGACAAAGAAGAUGUGGUUGUCCCAACAUCGGGGGGCAGGUACGACGUGUACCUGAAGAAGAGGCAGCGCGUCGCCGUGUACUGGGAGGAGGAGGUGUCUGAAGUGCGCCGCUGCACCUGGUUUUACAAGGGAGACAAGGACAAUAAGUAUAUUCCCUACUCAGAGUCCUUCAGCGAAGAACUGGAGGAAGCUUACAUGAUUGCUGUGACUUUGGAUGAGUGGAAGAAGAAACUGGAGUCCCCUAACAGGGAAAUCAUUAUCUUGCACAACCCAAAGCUGAUGGUGCACUACCAUCCAGUUGCCAUCUCCGAUGACUGGGGCUCAACCCCUACAGAACAAGGUCGACCUCGGACUGUGAAGAGAGGAGUAGAAAACAUCGCUGCUGAGAUUCCCAAUGGAGAGCCGCUGCAAAUCGAUCACCUGGUUUUCGUAGUGCACGGGAUCGGCCCCGCGUGCGACAUUCGCUUCAGGAGCAUCGUCCAGUGCGUGAAUGACUUCAGGAAUGUUUCCCUGAGCAUGCUGCAAGCUCACUUCAAGAAAGCCCAGGAGCAGCAGCAGAUCGGCCGGGUGGAAUUCCUGCCUGUGAACUGGCACAGCUCCCUCCACUCCACCGGGGUGGACGUCGACCUGGAGCGAAUCACUUUGCCGAGCAUCAAUCGCCUGCGUCACUUCAUCAACGACACCAUCCUGGAUGUUUUCUUUUAUAACAGCUCCACCUAUUGCCAAACCAUCGUGGACACGGUGGCAUCAGAAAUGAACCGUCUGUACCAGCUCUUCCUGCAGAGGAACCCCCUCUUCAGCGGGGGGGUCUCCAUUGCAGGGCACAGCUUGGGGUCGCUCAUUCUGUUUGAUCUCCUGACAAACCAGAAAGCUGCUCCCGAGGAGGACGAGCACAGCGAUGAGGGGUCCAGGACAACCUCAAGCAACAGGGGUAUUGAGGAAGUAAAAGAAAUCCUGAAGAAGCUGGAGCUGUCUGAAUAUUGUGAUGUUUUUGAGAAGGAGAAAAUGGACAGGCAGGCACUGUUGUUGUGCACAGAAAAAAACCUUAAAGAAAUGGGAAUUCCCUUAGGACCAAGAAUGAAGAUACUUCAUUACAUCAGCUCCAAGACAGAGACGCAGGACCAGAGCACAGCAGCUCCUGGGCACAGCGGGGAGCACGGAGCUGAGCCCGGGUCCCCAUCACAGCACGACCCAGCCAGCACAGAUGAUGGCAGGAAUUGCCAAUACCGGGACAUUGGCUUAGGACAGGUCUCAGCAAACUACCCUCAGCUAAACUACAAGCCCACCAUCUUCUUUGCUUUUGGGUCUCCCAUUGGGAUGUUUCUCACGGUGCGAGGAGUGAAGCGGAUCAACCCAAACUACAGCCUGCCCACCUGCAAAGGCUUCUUCAACAUUUUCCACCCCUUUGACCCGGUGGCAUACAGGAUUGAGCCCAUGAUCGUCCCAGAUCUGGAGUUUGAGCCCAUGCUGCUGCCUCACCACAAGGGCAGGAAGAGGAUGCACCUCGGUAAGGGAACGCACAGCCCCUCUCCCCCUGCCCAGGGCAGCUGCUGCAGCCCCCAGCCCAACACCACCCGGCCCCCGCUGCCAGCCGUGGAGGCAGCGAGCACCGACGCCGAAGCAGAGGCAGAGUCCAGCGUGGAGAAGCAGCCAGACACGAAGCCAGACGAGACCCCCCCCGCAGCAGUGAAGGAAGAGGCCCCUCUCAUUAAUGUGGGGAGGCUGAAUGGAGGGAAUCGCAUAGACUACGUGCUGCAGGAGAAGCCGAUAGAGAGCUUUAACGAGUAUUUAUUUGCACUACAAGGGCAUCUCUGCUACUGGGAGUCAGAAGACACCGUUCUGCUGGUUCUGAAGGAGAUCUACCAGACACAAGGCAUUACACUGGAUCAACCUUUGCCAGGCAGCCAGUGA